AUGUCGACGUCCCCGCCCGACAGCCUCACAUACUUGAGACAUACAAUUCGAAGCGGUCUCCGUGAAGGCGACUCUUUCGAGAAAUUCUUCGAGCGCUGGAUCGCAGAACAGAAUCAGCACCUCGAAGAACUCGUGUCCGCCUCCAAGGAGGAGGAGGCGGCCCCGGACCGGGGGGUGCUACGGCCCCUGGUGAAGCGCGUGGUCCAGCAUUACGAGCAUUACUAUAGGGCCAAGGGGCGGUGGGGCAAGACGGACAUUCUUGCCAUGCUGAGCCCCUCGUGGCGGAGCAGCCUCGAAGACGCCUUCCUCUGGGUGGGAGGGUGGCGCCCAAGCAUGGCCUUCCACCUGCUCUACUCCAAGUCCGGGCUGCAGCUUGAGGCCAGGCUCCAGGAGCUCAUGCAAGGGCUCAGUACGGGGGACUUGGGCGACCUGUCCGCGACCCAGCUGGAGCAGGUGGACGUGCUGCAGAAGGAGACCAUACGGAAGGAGCAGGAGAUCACGGAGAAGCUGGCGGAGCAGCAGGAGACGGUGGCGGAUGCGUCCAUGGUGGAGCUGGCGCAUGCCAUGACGGAGGCCGAGGCCAUGGACGUGGACGUCGGGCAGAGCAGGGUCGAUGCCACCCUCGCCCCCAAGCAAGAUGCCUUGGUUGGAUUACUUCACAUGGCGGAUCAGCUGAGACUCAACACGCUCAGGAAGGUGAUCGAUAUUCUCACUCCGAUGCAGGCUGUGCAUUACCUCAUCGCUGCUGCCGCUCUGCAUUUGAGGAUUCAUGAAUGGGGCAAGAAACGAGAUGCUAGGCUUUCUCAAAAUGUUAACACACAAGCUCGAUGAAGAUGCUGCCUAAAUCUACAACCGACUUCUUGCUGUUGUUCUGCUCUGCUUUUGUUUCUCAUCUAUAUAUGUAACUGUCAGUAAUAAAUUAUAUUUCAAUGGAGGAUAAACAAGUAUGGAGAUUGAUUAAAA
This is a messenger RNA of Salvia miltiorrhiza (redroot sage), 963 nucleotides long. Its product is annotated as protein DOG1-like 3. The transcript has a single exon. The record is from RefSeq and is a predicted model, not a curated record. NCBI's taxonomy places the organism in Eukaryota, Viridiplantae, Streptophyta, Magnoliopsida, Lamiales, Lamiaceae. Gene Ontology annotation, molecular function: sequence-specific DNA binding. Gene Ontology annotation, biological process: DNA-templated transcription. Bases 1 to 831 code for a protein of 276 amino acids.